UCUGCCACUACUCUUCCUCCUCCUCCUCCUCCUCCUCCUCUCCCUCCCCCUCCUCUUCUUUUUGUCGUCUCAACCCUUCCAUUGGCGGUGUUUAAGCACUUCGUUCCGUUGGUUGUGUUUUCCUCGCCUACACUAUGAGCUCCCUUGCCAGUGGCCCUGUUGGUUUCCUCCAGUACGGUAUGGACCGUCUCUAUGUCUCCAUUGCGGGCACUGCCGCUCUCGUUUGCGCUCUCGUUGCCAUUGUCCUUCUUGUGGCAUUGCGCAAGAACAGCAAGCUGGAUUCCGACAAAGGAUUCUUCGUCUAUUUGAAAUUUAUUUAUGCAAAUUUCCUGAAACCCCACGCCAGGGGUGCUCAUGGCCAGCAGGAUGCAUUGGAGAGCUUCUACAGGACUCAAGCUACUGUAUACGAUGCUACUCGAAAGCGUCUCCUCCGCGGUCGAGAGGAUAUGCUGGGUCUGGUUGCGGCGCAGCUGAAGUACAAGGUCGAUAACAAAGAGCUGCGUGCUGGAAAGGCCGUCUGGGUUGAUAUUGGUGGUGGAACUGGAUACAACAUCGAAGCCAUGUCCGCAUUUCUUCCUGUCCCGGAAUUUUUUUCCCACGUCUACCUGGUUGACCUCUCUCCAUCACUCUGCGAAAUUGCCCGUCAGCGCUUUGAGCGAUUGGGAUGGAAAAAUGUUAGCGUUGUCUGCCAGGAUGCACGAUCUUUCCGCUUGCCAGAGGAUACCGACGUGGCCCCAACAAAAGAGACUAAAAAGAGCCCCACUGCGGGUGCCGAUGUCGUCACCAUGAGCUACAGCUUGUCAAUGAUUCCUGAUUACUAUACCGUCGUCGACUCUUUGGGCAAGCUGAUCAAAUCUUCCGGACUCCUUGGUGUUUGCGAUUUUUACGUCCAGAGCAUUGUUGAUGUUUCCGCUCGCAACUAUAUCGGAGGUGCAUUUAACCGACACGUCAACUGGUUGGGUCGCGCUUUUUGGCGUGCUUGGUUCGAUGCAGAUCGCGUGAAUCUCGAUGCCGCUCGCCGGGACUACUUGGAGUACCGCUUCGGAACUGUCAUCUCUGCAAGCGAACGCAACUAUCUCCUUGGUGGUAUUCCCUACUAUAUCUUCCUUGGCUGCCAGAAGGAAAUCUCUCCCAACCAGGCGGGCAGCGAUACCCUCGAGAAACUGGAUGCAACUUUCACCGAGUCACCAUACCUCUCUCCUGCUAAUCACCGCGAGGAGAUGGACAAGGCUGUCGUGAGGUCCACUCAGGAGAUUCGGUCCAAGGCAUACGAGUCUGCUGUCAUUAACCUGAGCGCGGAUCUUCCUCUUCCUUCGUCCUUUUACCAGAACCACCACUACCGCAUCUUCUACGACGAUCUCCUCCCCAAACACACACAGUUUAAGAACGAGUAUAUCUAUGCGUUCAAUUGGGAGGAUCCUCGUGUUGACCAUAGGCUGCUGAAUAUUAAGCGCGAUGACGUUAUUCUGGCUAUUACAAGCGCUGGCGACAAUAUCCUAGAUUACCUGCAGAAGAGCCCUCGUCGUGUGCAUGCCGUUGAUCUCAAUCCCAACCAGAACCAUCUCCUCGAGCUCAAGGUCGCAAGUUUCAUGGCCCUCGGCCAGCGUGAUGUCUGGAAGAUCUUUGGCGAGGGAAAACAUUCCGAUUUCCGCCAACUUUUGAUCUCCCGCCUCAGCCCUCAUCUGUCGAGCCAGGCCUUCCAGUACUGGCUUGAACAUACCGAUAUUUUCACGUCAAAGUCUGGUCGAGGACUAUACGAAACGGGUGGUUCGCGUCACGCAAUCAAAAUGGUCCGCUACCUCUUCAAGGUCUUUGGCCUUGAGGGCGAGGUUAAGAAGCUCUGCGAGGCCCAGACCCUCGUUGAGCAGCGCAAAAUCUGGCCUAAGAUCCGGUCUGUGUUGAUGAGCAAGCCUCUCCACUGGGCUGUCGUCGGAACUGAGUGGUUCGCCUGGAAGGCCGCUGGAGUACCUCGCAACCAGCGAAAUAUGAUCAUUGAUGACUUUUACAAGAGGAGUGGAUUGAACAAGGACAUGAAGCAAUCCAAGGAUAUUAGUGGCCAGUCCAUCUGGCAAUACGUGGUGGACACCCUGGACCCUGUGGUUCAGGAAACCAUGAUCAGCAAUGAUAAUUACUUUUAUUACCUGUGCUUACAGGGCAAGUUUUCCAAAAAAUGCCAACCUACCUACCUCUCUUCUCAAGCACAUGUCAAGCUGUCUUCUCCCGGAGCCUUUGACGGCCUCCGAAUUCACACCGAUGAGAUUAACGAAGUAAUUGGACGCAUCACACCUCGGAGCCUCACAAUCGCGGUGGUUAUGGAUUCCAUGGACUGGUUUGAUCCCGAAGGCACAGACGCCGCUGCUCAAGCACGGAAAUUCAACCAAGCCCUGAAGAUGGAUGGCCGAGUUCUUCUUCGCUCCGCUAGCAUCGAGCCAUGGUAUAUCCGCCACUUCGAAGAGAACGGCUUCACAGCCCGACGAGUAGGAGCACGAUUCCCAGGAAGCUGCAUUGACCGGGUGAAUAUGUACGCUUCCACCUGGAUUUGCACCAAGACACAAGAACUGGAACGGCCGGCCCAAGAAAAGAGAUCUAACAGUGUAGAGCACCUCGAGAUCUAAACAACAUCCCCUCCCCUCCUCCCCUCCCCCCCCCCAAAUCCACCUCCCACUUAACCCUUUUGUAAUAA
This is a messenger RNA of Aspergillus ochraceoroseus IBT 24754, 2683 nucleotides long. Its product is annotated as class I SAM-dependent methyltransferase. Bases 135 to 2615 code for a protein of 826 amino acids. The record is from RefSeq and is a predicted model, not a curated record. The transcript is spliced from 9 exons. Lineage: Eukaryota; Fungi; Ascomycota; Eurotiomycetes; Eurotiales; Aspergillaceae.